GGGAUCGGUGGAACACUUGAGGCUUCAAUUUGAAAUUAAGUGGCUGAGAGAGUAAGAAAUACGUGACAGAAGAGACACCAAGAAAAGAAAGAUGAAGACGGAGGGAGGGGAGGAGCAUGAAAAGGAGAAAACAAACAACAGAACCAGAAAACAGUCACACUACUCAAAUUCAAUACAUAUUCUCUCUCCUCCCCGGCAAAUCUCCUGCAAGUUAGGGAGGCUGCAAUGGCGUUGGCUUCACCAGCUACAGGAUGUUUUACUGACUUGAGGAAUUCACCUUCCUCCUCAAAACCUUGUUCCUUUUUCUGCAAUUCUACUCACAAGCUCAGCCGUCGCAAGUUCCGAAUUCGCGCCACUGCAACUGUUACUCCUCCUGGUGACACCGCUAAUGGCCGGCCUACUGUCUCUCCUGUCCCCCGCAAGACUGUUGGAGAGAUGUCUGCGGAAAUCAAGCGUAUGAGGGCGCAGAUGGAAGAAAAUGAAGAUGUGGCUAUACUUAUGAGAGGUCUCAGGGGACAGAAUCUCUCCGACUCGCAAUUUGCAGCUGAUGAUGUUCAACUCCGCUUGGUUGAGGUUGAUGAAAGCAGUGAGUUCCUGCCAACGGUAUAUGAUCCAGCCACCAUAUCCUCAUAUUGGGGUAAGCGGCCACGUGCUGUUGCCACACGCGUUGUACAAUUGCUUUCUGUUGCUGGUGGUUUUCUCUCUCGUCUUGCAUGGGAUGUGAUCAAUAAGAAAGUCAAGGAGAAUGAAGUUGCACGAGCAAUUGAAUUAAGGGAGAUUGUGACCUCCUUGGGACCUGCAUACAUCAAACUGGGACAGGCUCUUAGCAUUAGACCAGAUAUACUGUCACCAACUGCAAUGACUGAACUCCAAAAGCUCUGUGACAAGGUGCCAUCAUUUCCGGAUGAUAUUGCGAUGGCUUUCAUAGAGGAGGAGCUUGGGAGUCCUUGGCCUGAAAUUUAUGACGAACUUUCACCCUCUCCAAUUGCUGCUGCAUCUCUUGGACAGGUUUAUAAAGGCCGAUUAAAAGAAAACGGGGAUCUAGUUGCUGUCAAAGUGCAGAGGCCUUUUGUUCUGGAAACUGUUACAGUUGACUUGUACAUCAUUCGAAACUUGGGAUUGGUUCUUCGCAAGUUUCCUCAGAUCUCCGUUGACGUGGUUGGUUUGGUCGAUGAAUGGGCAGCACGUUUCUUUGAAGAGCUUGAUUAUAUUAAUGAGGGUGAAAAUGGUACACGUUUUGCUGAAAUGAUGAGAAAGGACCUUCCACAGGUGGUUGUACCAAAAACCUACAGUAAGUAUACUUCAAGAAAGGUUCUUACAACUCAAUGGAUAGAUGGUGAAAAGCUGUCGCAAAGCACAGAGAGUGAUGUUGGUGAGCUGGUUAAUGUUGGGGUUAUAUGCUAUCUGAAGCAGUUGCUUGAUACUGGAUUUUUCCAUGCUGAUCCGCACCCCGGAAAUCUAAUUCGAACUCCUGAUGGGAAGUUGGCAAUACUUGAUUUCGGCUUGGUUACAAAAUUAACUGAUGAUCAGAAGUAUGGGAUGAUUGAAGCAAUUUCUCACCUAAUUCAUCGAGAUUAUGAAGCUAUAGUCAAAGACUUUGUGAAACUGGAUUUCAUAUCAGAGGGGGUUAAUUUGGAGCCCAUUUUACCAGUUCUUGCUAAAGUUUUUGACCAAGCACUUGAAGGUGGGGGAGCGAAGAACUUCAAUUUUCAGGAGCUUGCAUCAGAUCUGGCACAGAUAACUUUUGAUUAUCCAUUCCGUAUACCCCCUUAUUUUGCUUUGAUAAUUCGAGCGAUAGGGGUGUUAGAAGGCAUUGCUUUGGUUGGAAAUUCCGAUUUUGCUCUCGUGGAUGAAGCCUACCCAUACAUUGCACAGAGGCUCUUGACUGAUGAUUCUCCACGUUUAAGGAAAGCUCUUCGAUAUACCAUCUAUGGUAAAUCUGGAGUUUUUGAUGCUGAGAGAUUUAUCGAUGUCAUGCAAGCUUUUGAAACUUUCAUUGUGGCUGCCAAAAGUGGAGGAGGAGAGGAUUUGAAUGGUAGAAUGGCUGAACUUGGCAUUCUCCAGACCGAACAGAGUAAUGAUUUUGCUGGUAUUUCUUUAAAUUCACCAUUGAAUCAGCAGGUUCAGACAAGAGCUGCUUUAUCAUUUCUGCUAUCUGACAAGGGAAACUUUUUCCGAGAAUUUCUUCUGGACGAGAUUGUGAAAGGCAUUGAUGCAGUGACAAGGGAGCAGCUGGUAAAAGCAACGGCUUCCCUUGGUAUUGCUCCUGUAUUAAGUAUGGUUCCUGCCUUUGGGCCCAUCAAACCUGCAAUGCUUCUACCUACUAUCAAUGCGGAGGACAAAAUCAUUCUGAACAAUGUGCAAAGGGUAGUAGAGUUCCUUGUAGCUGGAAGCUCCCUAGCAAGAAAAUCAAAUGAGGCCAUAAAUGUUGAUCAGGCAACAAGAGAGCUUCUUUCUCUGUUGCCAGGUUUGUCUGCUAAAGUAUUGCCCGAAGUAGCUAGUCGGCUGGGUUCAAGAGUGGCAGCACGGUUUAUUCGAGAUACAUUGUUAUAAGUAGUUACAGACUCACAGUUCGUUGAAGCAAAGUGUACAAUCUCUCAUCCUGCCCGGCCUUAUGCUGUGAAAGCAUUCAUCAACUGAGUACUCCGUAUAUAUUAUCUUCGCCCACACUUAUACAACUACACCUGACAGCAAAAUAUCGGUGAGACCCUUAUGAAAACCAUUAAGGAUGCAACAGUCACUAAGUGUACAUGUUUACUCUAAUUUCUUUUUGAAAUAUAUCCAAUAAUACUAUCAACAAAAUAUGAAAAAGUAAUUCAGGAGAAGAAAAGUCAUUGAUUAUUUGCCUU
This is a messenger RNA of Spinacia oleracea (spinach), 2849 nucleotides long. RefSeq lists its product as uncharacterized. Lineage: Eukaryota; Viridiplantae; Streptophyta; Magnoliopsida; Caryophyllales; Amaranthaceae. Gene Ontology annotation, biological process: protein phosphorylation. The record is from RefSeq and is a predicted model, not a curated record. Gene Ontology annotation, molecular function: protein kinase activity; ATP binding. The transcript has 13 exons. The coding region runs from base 226 to 2553 and encodes 775 amino acids. Gene Ontology annotation, cellular component: chloroplast.